Molecule: messenger RNA, 432 nt
Organism: Symbiodinium pilosum
Lineage: Eukaryota; Dinophyceae; Suessiales; Symbiodiniaceae
Source: the annotation of a GenBank genome assembly
UCUCUGAACUUGCUCCUGGACAAACCAGUUACAGGACCAACAGAUGAGCCACUCAUCAAGGUUUGUGACUUCGGGGUGGCGAAGUUCCAAGUUCAGGAUGGAGAUUGGGGCCAGAUGACAAAUCAGGCGGGGACAAAGCACUGGAUGGCUCCGGAAAUGUGGACUGGUUCCACCUACGAUGAGAAGGUGGACGUUUUCUCCUAUGCCAUGGUAAUCUAUGAGAUAAUUUGUCGCGAAGUUCCCUUCGAAGAGGAGGAGCCGACAGAUGUUGGAAAGUACACGGUGGCCGGGAUCCGUCCAGACAUGGAUGCUGUUCCUCCCGACUGUCCUACCGAGCUUCUGGAUGUCAUGAAGGCUUGCUGGGCGCACGAUCCUGCAGCUCGUCCCUCUUUCCCCGUGGUUCUUGAGAAGAUCGAGGCUGUCCGUGUCUGA